Messenger RNA from Schistosoma intercalatum, 731 nucleotides. The record is from the annotation of a GenBank genome assembly. Lineage: Eukaryota; Metazoa; Platyhelminthes; Trematoda; Strigeidida; Schistosomatidae.
AUGAGCAAUUUAAGACCAGCCAAAGCUAUUUGUAAAUCAAAAAUGGAUAAUAUACAAAAGACAAAUCGAGUUGGAAGAAAACGUCGUUCUGUUGUUUUUGACGAGUCUGAUGAUCCUACGUCAUGCGAUGGGAAUUCAGAUGAGAAAACUGAUCAUCCUCUUGAGAAUAUGGAGGAGCUAGAUCCUGAUAAAUCGACCGGAAAUCAGCAUACGGAAACGGGACACACAAAUAAUGUACAUGUAACUAGACGUCGUGGAAGACCUGCUCGUCUUCAUCGUGUAUAUAGUAGUCGUGGUCGUGGUCGUCGUUCAACGAAAUUUCUGUCAGAGAAAGUUAGUCAUUGUGAUAAAACUGUUGAACCGAGCUUAGAAGUUACUUAUGCAUCUCCCGCAUCAGUAGAUAUGUCAUCGAUCAGUAAAUUGUGUGUUACUGUGGAUGUUCAUUAUGAUGAUGAAGUCGAACAGUUGCUUAGUCCUUUAAAUUAUCAAAGAACGCAAAGGAAAAACGGAGCGAAAUGACGCACAGUGGAGAAAACCUGUGAGUCAACUCGAUGUAAUCAAGCGUUAAUAGAUGUUCUUAGUCGGAUAGAUAAACGUUACAGACAAGUGAUGAAUAGAAUGAGAGGUGCACAUGUACGCUUACAUAGAAAGUCAAGGUUGGCAAGCGAAUAAUUGACAUGCUCGAAAUGUGACUCAAGAAUAGUGAAGAUUGACUUGUCUGGAAGUUAUAA